Molecule: messenger RNA, 1187 nt
Organism: Equus quagga
Lineage: Eukaryota; Metazoa; Chordata; Mammalia; Perissodactyla; Equidae
Gene: HACD1
Product: 3-hydroxyacyl-CoA dehydratase 1
Exons: 7
Coding region: 30-896 (288 amino acids)
Biological process (GO): very long-chain fatty acid biosynthetic process; sphingolipid biosynthetic process; fatty acid elongation
Cellular component (GO): endoplasmic reticulum membrane
Molecular function (GO): 3-hydroxyacyl-CoA dehydratase activity
Source: RefSeq, a predicted model, not a curated record
GGCGGCGCCGAGCCCCCUGCGCGCGGCACAUGGGGCGCCUGACCGAGGCGGCGGCAGCGGGCGGCGGCGCUUCGGCGGCGCGCUCGGCCGGGCCCCCGCCCACUCCCCUUCCCCUGUCUGCCACCUCCCCUGGGACCGCGGCCACCAUGGCGUCCAGCGAGGAGGACGGCAGCAACGGCGGCGCCUCGGAGGCCGGCGAGGAGAGGGAGGCCGCCGGCAAGCGGAGGCGCCGCGGCUGGGUGGCCACCGCCUGGCUCACCUUCUACAACAUCGCCAUGACCGCGGGGUGGUUGGUUCUAGCUAUUGCUAUGGUACGUUUUUAUAUGGAAAAAGGAACACACAAAGGUUUAUAUAGAAGUAUUCAGAAGACACUUAAAUUUUUCCAGACAUUUGCCUUACUUGAGAUAGUCCACUGUUUAAUUGGAAUUGUGCCUACUUCUGUGCUCGUGGCUGGGGUCCAAGUGAGUUCAAGAAUCUUUAUGGUGUGGCUCGUUACUCACAGUAUAAAACCAAUCCAGAAUGAGGAGAGUGUGGUGCUCUUUCUGGUCGCGUGGACUGUGACAGAGAUCACUCGCUAUUCCUUCUACACAUUCAGUCUUCUCGACCACUUGCCAUACUUCAUUAAAUGGGCCAGAUAUACUUUUUUUAUCAUCUUAUAUCCUGUCGGAGUUGCUGGUGAACUUCUUACGAUAUACGCUGCCUUACCAUAUGUGAAGAAAACGGGAAUGUUUUCAAUAAGACUUCCUAAUAAAUACAAUGUCUCUUUUGACUACUAUUAUUUUCUUCUUAUAACCAUGGCCUCCUAUAUACCAUUGUUUCCACAACUCUAUUUUCAUAUGUUACGUCAAAGAAGAAAGGUGCUUCACGGAGAGGUGAUUGUAGAAAAGGAUGAUUAAAUGAUCCCUACAAACACGGUGCUUUUUCCAGAACAAUCAGGAUCACUUGAGUCCAAGUUUUAAUAACAAGAAUAAACAACUUCAUGAAAUAUGACGGAUUGUAUUAUUUCUUAAAAUAUAACUUGAGACACGUGGUAUUUGCCAAUAUUUGUCUUUGCAUUGUACUAGGUCUGUUUUCUACAAGAACUGUGCAAGUAUUUAUUAUCAACUCCUGGGUAGAUGAGGAUCAUUAAGAAAAUAAUUGGGUAGAUUACUUGGAAAAAAACUUUUGCUUUUUUUAGUUUCACUAAA